AUGAUCAACAUCAUUUCAAAUGAUAGUAUCAAAGUAAAACGUACAUCUGAUACAAAAGCAUCAAAGUCGCAACAGGCCGAAUUGUCUGCUUCUUCUACCUCGGCGUGUCUUGUUUUACCCGUGAGUCUACCUCCAUCUGUUGUUGUAACUUCUCCGUCUUCAGUCAUGUUGCACACAAAACCCUCCAUGAAUACGUCGCAUCAGAAUCCACAAGUAACAACAGCGUUGUGGAAGAAUCAGCCUAUUCAGCAGCAGUCUCAUCUCUUACAGCCGCCUAAAAAAAGGCGAUCACGACGGGAAAAGAACAAGCGUCAAUCUCGAAAGAUACAGGCUAUAGAACAACAGGUUGCUUCCAAUACCGAGACCCAACAGCAAUCUGCUUCAUUGAAAAUGUCAACUAAAAAGGCGAAUUUAAGAAUGGAAAGAAUGCCUGUUAUGCUGUUGGAUACUGGGAAACCUAUGCCGCCUAUGCAUGUUAUCUCGGUAGAGGAUAGUCUUAUUCGUAAGGUGUCGAUAAGAUUGGCAUCAGUGGAGAGCUUAAAGCCUGUCCAAGCAUCCACUUUUUUCAAAAGUGCUUAUUGUUGUGUGGAUACCAAUGUACGUCAUGAUCAGACUGGAUCAGUCACACCACUGAAUACUAGUACAAGUGUUCCAGAAAAGAAUACCUUGGCUUCCAAUGCUUUAUCAACUAUGGAUUCAUCAGAGCCAUCUACUCCACCAGUUGUAUCGGACACUCAAAAGGUUGACUCAACAUCUGUUGUUCCUAAACGCAAAUGGGAACUCAAAAUGGGUCGUCCAAUUGUGUCUUCCAAUGCUGAUGGGUUUAGCUGGGCUGCUGUUCAGGUUAAACAGGUUUGUCACCAAGAUUCAACAUCACAAAGCAUUCGACAUACCAGUCAACAGAAUCAAGCUGCUUUACAUCGUCCCUUGCCACCCCUUCCCAUAAACUUGACAGAUAAUUUAAAUUCGACCGAACCCAUUACACAGACCUCUGACAUGGUGACCAGCACCACUACGAAGCUGACAGAAUCGCGUAAUAGAGCUAGUUUGGAAGGGUUUUAUGAGGAUGUGAUGAAAGGUGAAAUGUCUUUUCGUUCUAUUGCUUACAAAUGGAUCAACAGCAGCCAAAACAGUCUUGUGGAUUCUUCUGCAACUACGGAAACAACGUCCACUCAAGUUCUCAUAGACCACGCAGCGAAUACUAAAACCCGUACGAGUAUAAGCAGCGAUUGUGGAAAAUGGAGCUUUCAGCGAUCUGAUGAAGUUGACGAAGAUCAGGUAGAUAGGCUAUCACAGUUUAGUUUCGAACAGAGCGUGACAUGUUGAUCAUCCAAGCUAUUUUUACCACCAAUCUACUAUACACGCUCUGAUUUUUCAAAACCGAGCUUAAUAGUUUGAUUUCUAUUGUAUAUAUUCGUAAUUGCUUUUUUAAGUUAUUGGAAUAUCUUGGAUAUUUUUUAGAUUUUUUCAUACUUUUAUUUUAUAUCAAGUCGGGUUUUUAGUUUCAAUCUUUGAAUGACGACUCACGGCCGUAUUCACAAAAUGGAACACUUUUGUAUUUAUUUUGCAACGACUAUCCUUUUUGCUUCAUAAUAAACAAUAGUUAAAUAUUCA
Molecule: messenger RNA, 1614 nt
Organism: Batrachochytrium dendrobatidis JAM81
Lineage: Eukaryota; Fungi; Chytridiomycota; Chytridiomycetes; Rhizophydiales
Exons: 1
Coding region: 1-1326 (441 amino acids)
Source: RefSeq, a predicted model, not a curated record